Messenger RNA from Platichthys flesus (European flounder), 19571 nucleotides. RefSeq lists its product as uncharacterized. The record is from RefSeq and is a predicted model, not a curated record. The transcript has a single exon. The coding region runs from base 152 to 19045 and encodes 6297 amino acids. NCBI's taxonomy places the organism in Eukaryota, Metazoa, Chordata, Actinopteri, Pleuronectiformes, Pleuronectidae.
GAGACAAAUUCAUCAACUAAAAACCCAGAAGAACAGUGUUUUGGAAGAAAGAGAAGAACUGGAUGUUUUGAGGAAGGAUCUCAAAAGUAAGAAUCUUGAGGUUGAAGCUGCCUUGAAAACCAUCAGUCAAGAGAAAGAAACUUUUAUUCAGAUGAAGGUUGAAGUAGAAAAAGAGAGAGAACCUUUUUUGCUUGAAAAGGAACAAAUGGGAGGACAAUGGUCUGACUUGAAAAAGAGAGAAAACAAGCAAAUGGAGAGAAUGAAAUCCAUUGAAUCCCUGAGAAUAAGACAUCAAGAGCUUGAUGCCAGGAUGAGUCAAGACAUGAACCACAAAGUUAUCAGAUUGGAACAAAACAAGGAAGACAUCCUGAAACUGGUCAGUAUUCUAGAGGAAAAGCAAGAGGCUCUGGGUGUACAUAAAAUCAAUAUGAAGAGCUGCACUGAGAUGCUCGUGAGAGAAAGAGAAGGAUUGAAGAGUCUUAUGUCAGAAAUUGUUUUCCAGAGACAAGACAUGGAAAAUCAACUGAAGGCAGAGACCUUGUCGGAAAAGAAAGAUCUCUUGAAACUAAAAGGAGAACUGGAUGAGGAGAGAGAAGAUCUGGAAAGACUGUCUGAGAAGAUGGACCAAGAAAAAGUGGUCUUGAAUCUGAUGAGAUAUGAAAACCAGAAACAAUGUGACUUAUUACAACAAGGUGAGCAAGAUAUAAAAGAGGAAAUAGACAAAUUAAAACUCACAAAGACUGAACUACAACAGAAGAAGGAACAUGUCUACAGUCUGUUGGAUGACGUAAACCAAGAGAAAAGCAACAUUAAAGAUCUGACUCUUCAGGUUCACACACAGAGAAAGAAGCUUCAGAAUGUGACCAACAUGAUUGCCUUGAAGCAAAGAGAGCAAGACGUAAAGGACAGUGACAUCAGGAGACAAAUUCAUGAACUAAAAACCCAGAAGAACAGUGUUUUGGAAGAAAGAGAAGAACUGGAUGUUUUGAGGAAGGAUCUCAACAGUAAGAAUCUUGAGGUUGAAGCUGCCUUGAAAACCAUCAGUCAAGAGAAAGAAACCUUUAUUCAGAUCAAGGUUGAAGUAGAAAAAGAGAGAGAACUGCUUUUGAUUGAAAAGGAACAAAUGGGAGGACAAUGGUCUGACUUGAAAAAGAGAGAAAACAAGCAAAUGGACACAGUGAAAUCCUUUGAAUCCCUGAGAAUAAGACAUCAAGAGCUUGAUGCCAGGAUGAGUCAAGACAUGAACCACAAAGUUAUCAGAUUGGAACAAAACCAGGAAGACAUCCUGAAACUGGUCAGUAUUCUAGAGAAAACGCAAGAGGCUCUGGGUGUACAUAAAAUCAAUAUGAAGAGCUGCAGUGAGAUGCUCGUGAGAGAAAGAGAAGGAUUGAAGAGUCUUAUGUCAGAAAUUGUCUUCCAGAGACAAGACAUGGAAAAUCAACUGAAGGCAGAGACCUUGUCGGGAAAGAAAGAUCUCUUGAAACUAAAAGCAGAACUGGAUGAGAAGAGAGAAGAUCUGGAAAGACUGUCUGACAAGAUGGAACAGGAAAAAGUGGUCUUAAAUCUGAUGAGAUAUGAAAACCAGAAACAAAGUGACCUAUUACAACAAGGUGUGCAAGAUAUAAAAGAGGAAAUAGACAAAUUAAAACUCACAAAGACUGAACUACAACAGAAGAAGGAACAUGUCGACAGUCUGUUGGAUGACGUAAACCAAGAGAAAAGCAACAUUAAAGAUCUGACUCUUCAGGUUCACACACAGAGAAAGAAGCUUCAGAAUGUGACCAACAUGAUCGCCUUGAAGCAAAGAGAGCAAGACGUAAAGGACAGUGACAUCAGAAGACAAAUUCAUCAACUAAAAACCCAGAAGAACAGUGUUUUGGAAGAAAGAGAAGAACUGGAUGUUUUGAGGAAGGAUCUCAACAGUAAGAAUCUUGAGGUUGAAGCUGCCAUGAAAACCAUCAGUCAAGAGAAAGAAGACUUUAUUCAGAUGAAGGUUGAAGUAGAAAACGAGAGAGAACUGCUUUUGAUUGAAAAGGAACAAAUGGGAGGACAAUGGUCUGACUUGAAAAAGAGAGAAAACAAGCAAAUGGACACAAUGAAAUCCCUUGAAUCCCUGAGAAUAAGACAUCAAGAGCUUGAUGCCAGGAUGAGUCAAGACAUGAACCACAAAAUUAUCAGAUUGGAACAAAACAAGGAAGACAUCCUGAAACUGGUCAGUAUUCUAGAGGAAAAGCAAGAGGCUCUGGGUGUACAUACAAUCAUUAUGAAGAGCUGCACUGAGAUGCUCGUGAUAGAAAGAGAAGGAUUGAAGAGUCUUAUGUCAGAAAUUGUCUUCCAGAGACAAGACAUGGAAAAUCAACUGAAGGCAGAGACAUUGUCGGGAAAGAAAUAUCUCUUGAAACUAAAAGCAGAACUGGAUGAGAAGAGAGAAGAUCUGGAAAGACUGUCUGAAAAGAUGGAACAGGAAAAAGUGGUCUUGAAUCUGAUGAGAUAUGAAAACCAGAAACAAUGUGACCUAUUACAACAAGGUGAGCAAGAUAUAAAAGAGGAAAUAGACAAAUUAAAACUCACAAAGACUGAACUACAACAGAAGAAGGAACAUGUCUACAGUCUGUUGGAUGACGUAAACCAAGAGAAAAGCAACAUUAAAGAUCUGACUCUUCAGGUUCACACACAGAGAAAGAAGCUUCAGAAUGUGACCAACAUGAUCGCCUUGAAGCAAAGAGAGCAAGACGUAAAGGACAGUGACAUCAGGAGACAAAUUCAUGAACUAAAAACCCAGAAGAACAGUGUUUUGGAAGAAAGAGAAGAACUGGAUGUUUUGAGGAAGGAUCUCAACAGUAAGAAUCUUGAGGUUGAAGCUGCCUUGAAAACCAUCAGUCAAGAGAAAGAAACCUUUAUUCAGAUGAAGGUUGAAGUAGAAAAAGAGAGAGAACUGCUUUUGAUUGAAAAGGAACAAAUGGGAGGACAAUGGUCUGACUUGAAAAAGAGAGAAAACAAGCAAAUGGACACAGUGAAAUCCAUUGAAUCCCUGAGAAUAAGACAUCAAGAGCUUGAUGCCAGGAUGAGUCAAGACAUGAACCACAAAGUUAUCAGAUUGGAACAAAACAAGGAAGACAUCCUGAAACUGGUCAGUAUUCUAGAGGAAACGCAAGAGGCUCUGGGUGUACAUAAAAUCAAUAUGAAGAGCUGCAGUGAGAUGCUCGUGAGAGAAAGAGAAGGAUUGAAGAGUCUUAUGUCAGAAAUUGUCUUCCAGAGACAAGACAUGGAAAAUCAACUGAAGGCAGAGACCUUGUCGGGAAAGAAAGAUCUCUUGAAACUAAAAGCAGAACUGGAUGAGAAGAGAGAAGAUCUGGAAAGACUGUCUGAAAAGAUGGAACAGGAAAAAGUGGUCUUAAAUCUGAUGAGAUAUGAAAACCAGAAACAAAGUGACCUAUUACAACAAGGUGUGCAAGAUAUAAAAGAGGAAAUAGACAAAUUAAAACUCACAAAGACUGAACUACAACAGAAGAAGGAACAUGUCGACAGUCUGUUGGAUGACGUAAACCAAGAGAAAAGCAACAUUAAAGAUCUGACUCUUCAGGUUCACACACAGAGAAAGAAGCUUCAGAAUGUGACCAACAUGAUCGACUUGAAGCAAAGAGAGCAAGAAGGUAAGGACAGUGACAUCAGGAGACAAAUUCAUGAACUAAAAACCCAGAAGAACAGUGUUUUGGAAGAAAGAGAAGAACUGGAUGUUUUGAGGAAGGAUCUCAAAAGUAAGAAUCUUGAGGUUGAAGCUGCCAUGAAAACCAUCAGUCAAGAGAAAGAAACCUUUAUUCAGAUGAAGGUUGAAGUAGAAAAAGAGAGAGAACUGCUUUUGAUUGAAAAGGAACAAAUGGGAGGACAAUGGUCUGACUUGAAAAAGAGAGAAAAGAAGCAAAUGGACACAAUGAAAUCCAUUGAAUCCCUGUUAAUAAGACAUCAAGAGCUUGAUGCCAGGAUGAGUCAAGACAUGAACCACAAAAUUAUCAGUUUGGAACAAAACAAGGAAGACAUCCUGAAACUGGUCAGUAUUCUAGAGGAAAAGCAAGAGGCUCUGGGUGUACAUAAAAUCAUUAUGAAGAGCUGCACUGAGAUGCUCGUGAUAGAAAGAGAAGGAUUGAAGAGUCUUAUGUCAGAAAUUGUCUUCCAGAGACAAGACAUGGAAAAUCAACUGAAGGAAGAGACCUUGUCGGGAAAGAAAGAUCUCUUGAAACUAAAAGCAGAACUUGAUGAUGAGAGAGAAGAUCUGGAAAGACUGUCUGAGAAGAUGGACCAAGAAAAAGUGGUCUUGAAUCUGAUGAGAUAUGAAAACCAGAAACAAUGUGAACUAUUACAACAAGAUGAGCAAGAUAUAAAAGAGGAUAUAGAAAAAUGUAAACUCACAAAGACUGAACUACAACAGAAGAAGGAACAUGUCGACAGUCUGUUGGAUGACGUAAACCAAGAGAAAAGCAACAUUAAAUAUCUGACUCUUAAGGUUCACAGACAGAGAAAGAAGCUUCAGAAUGUGACCAACAUGAUCGCCUUGAAGCAAAGAGAGCAAGAAGUAAAGGACAGUGACAUCAGGAUACAAAUUCAUGAACUAAAAACCCAGAAGAACAGUGUUUUGGAAGAAAGAGAAGAACUGGAUGUUUUGAGGAAGGAUCUCAACAGUAAGAAUCUUGAGGUUGAAGCUGCCAUGAAAACCAUCAGUCAAGAGAAAGAAACCUUUAUUCAGAUGAAGGUUGAAGUAGAAAAAGAGAGAGAACUGCUUUUGAUUAAAAAAGAACAAAUGGGAGGACAAUGGUCUGACUUGAAAAAGAGAGAAAACAAGCAAAUGGACACAAUGAAAUCCAUUGAAUCCCUGUUAAUAAGACAUCAAGAGCUUGAUGCCAGGAUGAGUCAAGACAUGAACCACAAAAUUAUCAGAUUGGAACAAAACAAGGAAGACAUCCUGAAACUGGUCAGUAUUCUAGAGGAAAAGCAAGAGGCUCUGGGUGUACAUACAAUCAUUAUGAAGAGCUGCACUGAGAUGCUCGUGAUAGAAAGAGAAGGAUUGAAGAGUUUUAUGUCAGAAAUUGUCUUCCAGAGACAAGACAUGGAAAAUCAACUGAAGGCAGAGACAUUGUCGGGAAAGAAAUAUCUCUUGAAACUAAAAGCAGAACUGGAUGAGAAGAGAGAAGAUCUGGAAAGACUGUCUGAAAAGAUGGAACAGGAAAAAGUGGUCUUGAAUCUGAUGAGAUAUGAAAACCAGAAACAAUGUGACCUAUUACAACAAGGUGAGCAAGAUAUAAAAGAGGAAAUAGACAAAUUAAAACUCACAAAGACUGAACUACAACAGAAGAAGGAACAUGUCUACAGUCUGUUGGAUGACGUAAACCAAGAGAAAAGCAACAUUAAAGAUCUGACUCUUCAGGUUCACACACAGAGAAAGAAGCUUCAGAAUGUGACCAACAUGAUCGCCUUGAAGCAAAGAGAGCAAGACGUAAAGGACAGUGACAUCAGGAGACAAAUUCAUGAACUAAAAACCCAGAAGAACAGUGUUUUGGAAGAAAGAGAAGAACUGGAUGUUUUGAGGAAGGAUCUCAACAGUAAGAAUCUUGAGGUUGAAGCUGCCUUGAAAACCAUCAGUCAAGAGAAAGAAACCUUUAUUCAGAUGAAGGUUGAAGUAGAAAAAGAGAGAGAACUGCUUUUGAUUGAAAAGGAACAAAUGGGAGGACAAUGGUCUGACUUGAAAAAGAGAGAAAACAAGCAAAUGGACACAGUGAAAUCCAUUGAAUCCCUGAGAAUAAGACAUCAAGAGCUUGAUGCCAGGAUGAGUCAAGACAUGAACCACAAAGUUAUCAGAUUGGAACAAAACAAGGAAGACAUCCUGAAACUGGUCAGUAUUCUAGAGGAAACGCAAGAGGCUCUGGGUGUACAUAAAAUCAAUAUGAAGAGCUGCAGUGAGAUGCUCGUGAGAGAAAGAGAAGGAUUGAAGAGUCUUAUGUCAGAAAUUGUCUUCCAGAGACAAGACAUGGAAAAUCAACUGAAGGCAGAGACAUUGUCGGGAAAGAAAUAUCUCUUGAAACUAAAAGCAGAACUGGAUGAGAAGAGAGAAGAUCUGGAAAGACUGUCUGAAAAGAUGGAACAGGAAAAAGUGGUCUUGAAUCUGAUGAGAUAUGAAAACCAGAAACAAUGUGACCUAUUACAACAAGGUGAGCAAGAUAUAAAAGAGGAAAUAGACAAAUUAAAACUCACAAAGACUGAACUACUACAGAAGAAGGAACAUGUCGACAGUCUGUUGGAUGACGUAAACCAAGAGAAAAGCAACAUUAAAGAUCUGACUCUUCAGGUUCACACACAGAGAAAGAAGCUUCAGAAUGUGACCAACAUGAUCGCCUUGAAGCAAAGAGAGCAAGACGUAAAGGACAGUGACAUCAGGAGACAAAUUCAUGAACUAAAAACCCAGAAGAACAGUGUUUUGGAAGAAAGAGAAGAACUGGAUGUUUUGAGGAAGGAUCUCAACAGUAAGAAUCUUGAGGUUGAAGCUGCCUUGAAAACCAUCAGUCAAGAGAAAGAAACCUUUAUUCAGAUGAAGGUUGAAGUAGAAAAAGAGAGAGAACUGCUUUUGAUUGAAAAGGAACAAAUGGGAGGACAAUGGUCUGACUUGAAAAAGAGAGAAAACAAGCAAAUGGACAGAAUGAAAUCCAUUGAAUCCCUGAGAAUAAGACAUCAAGAGCUUGAUGCCAGGAUGAGUCAAGACAUGAACCACAAAGUUAUCAGAUUGGGACAAAACAAGGAAGACAUCCUGAAACUGGUCAGUAUUCUAGAGGAAAAGCAAGAGGCUCUGGGUGUACAUAAAAUCAAUAUGAACAGCUGCAGUGAGAUGCUCGUGAGAGAAAGAGAAGGAUUGAAGAGUCUUAUGUCAGAAAUUGUCUUCCAGAGACAAGACAUGGAAAAUCAACUGAAGGCAGAGACCUUGUCGGGAAAGAAAGAUCUCUUGAAACUAAAAGCAGAACUGGAUGAGAAGAGAGAAGAUCUGGAAAGACUGUCUGACAAGAUGGAACAGGAAAAAGUGGUCUUAAAUCUGAUGAGAUAUGAAAACCAGAAACAAAGUGACCUAUUACAACAAGGUGUGCAAGAUAUAAAAGAGGAAAUAGACAAAUUAAAACUCACAAAGACUGAACUACAACAGAAGAAGGAACAUGUCUACAGUCUGUUGGAUGACGUAAACCAAGAGAAAAGCAACAUUAAAGAUCUGACUCUUCAGGUUCACACACAGAGAAAGAAGCUUCAGAAUGUGACCAACAUGAUCGCCUUGAAGCAAAGAGAGCAAGACGUAAAGGACAGUGACAUCAGGAGACAAAUUCAUGAACUAAAAACCCAGAAGAACAGUGUUUUGGAAGAAAGAGAAGAACUGGAUGUUUUGAGGAAGGAUCUCAACAGUAAGAAUCUUGAGGUUGAAGCUGCCUUGAAAACCAUCAGUCAAGAGAAAGAAACCUUUAUUCAGAUGAAGGUUGAAGUAGAAAAAGAGAGAGAACUGCUUUUGAUUGAAAAGGAACAAAUGGGAGGACAAUGGUCUGACUUGAAAAAGAGAGAAAACAAGCAAAUGGACACAGUGAAAUCCAUUGAAUCCCUGAGAAUAAGACAUCAAGAGCUUGAUGCCAGGAUGAGUCAAGACAUGAACCACAAAGUUAUCAGAUUGGAACAAAACAAGGAAGACAUCCUGAAACUGGUCAGUAUUCUAGAGGAAACGCAAGAGGCUCUGGGUGUACAUAAAAUCAAUAUGAAGAGCUGCAGUGAGAUGCUCGUGAGAGAAAGAGAAGGAUUGAAGAGUCUUAUGUCAGAAAUUGUCUUCCAGAGACAAGACAUGGAAAAUCAACUGAAGGCAGAGACCUUGUCGGGAAAGAAAGAUCUCUUGAAACUAAAAGCAGAACUGGAUGAGAAGAGAGAAGAUCUGGAAAGACUGUCUGAAAAGAUGGAACAGGAAAAAGUGGUCUUAAAUCUGAUGAGAUAUGAAAACCAGAAACAAAGUGACCUAUUACAACAAGGUGUGCAAGAUAUAAAAGAGGAAAUAGACAAAUUAAAACUCACAAAGACUGAACUACAACAGAAGAAGGAACAUGUCGACAGUCUGUUGGAUGACGUAAACCAAGAGAAAAGCAACAUUAAAGAUCUGACUCUUCAGGUUCACACACAGAGAAAGAAGCUUCAGAAUGUGACCAACAUGAUCGACUUGAAGCAAAGAGAGCAAGAAGGUAAGGACAGUGACAUCAGGAGACAAAUUCAUGAACUAAAAACCCAGAAGAACAGUGUUUUGGAAGAAAGAGAAGAACUGGAUGUUUUGAGGAAGGAUCUCAAAAGUAAGAAUCUUGAGGUUGAAGCUGCCAUGAAAACCAUCAGUCAAGAGAAAGAAACCUUUAUUCAGAUGAAGGUUGAAGUAGAAAAAGAGAGAGAACUGCUUUUGAUUGAAAAGGAACAAAUGGGAGGACAAUGGUCUGACUUGAAAAAGAGAGAAAAGAAGCAAAUGGACACAAUGAAAUCCAUUGAAUCCCUGUUAAUAAGACAUCAAGAGCUUGAUGCCAGGAUGAGUCAAGACAUGAACCACAAAAUUAUCAGUUUGGAACAAAACAAGGAAGACAUCCUGAAACUGGUCAGUAUUCUAGAGGAAAAGCAAGAGGCUCUGGGUGUACAUAAAAUCAUUAUGAAGAGCUGCACUGAGAUGCUCGUGAUAGAAAGAGAAGGAUUGAAGAGUCUUAUGUCAGAAAUUGUCUUCCAGAGACAAGACAUGGAAAAUCAACUGAAGGAAGAGACCUUGUCGGGAAAGAAAGAUCUCUUGAAACUAAAAGCAGAACUUGAUGAUGAGAGAGAAGAUCUGGAAAGACUGUCUGAGAAGAUGGACCAAGAAAAAGUGGUCUUGAAUCUGAUGAGAUAUGAAAACCAGAAACAAUGUGAACUAUUACAACAAGAUGAGCAAGAUAUAAAAGAGGAUAUAGAAAAAUGUAAACUCACAAAGACUGAACUACAACAGAAGAAGGAACAUGUCGACAGUCUGUUGGAUGACGUAAACCAAGAGAAAAGCAACAUUAAAUAUCUGACUCUUAAGGUUCACAGACAGAGAAAGAAGCUUCAGAAUGUGACCAACAUGAUCGCCUUGAAGCAAAGAGAGCAAGAAGUAAAGGACAGUGACAUCAGGAUACAAAUUCAUGAACUAAAAACCCAGAAGAACAGUGUUUUGGAAGAAAGAGAAGAACUGGAUGUUUUGAGGAAGGAUCUCAACAGUAAGAAUCUUGAGGUUGAAGCUGCCAUGAAAACCAUCAGUCAAGAGAAAGAAACCUUUAUUCAGAUGAAGGUUGAAGUAGAAAAAGAGAGAGAACUGCUUUUGAUUAAAAAAGAAAGAAUGGAAAGACAAUGGUCUGAAUUGAAAAAGAGAGAAAACAAGCAAAUGGACACAAUGAAAUCCAUUGAAUCCCUGAGAAUAAGACAUCAAGAGCUUGAUGCCAGGAUGAGUCAAGACAUGAACCACAAAAUUAUCAGAUUGGAACAAAACAAGGAAGACAUCCUGAAACUGGUCAGUAUUCUAGAGGAAAAGCAAGAGGCUCUGGGUGUACAUAAAAUCAUUAUGAAGAGCUGCACUGAGAUGCUCGUGAGAAAAAGAGAAGAAUUGAGGAGUCUGAUGUCAGAAAUUGUCUUCCAGAGACAAGACAUGGAAAAUCAACUGAAGGCAGUGACCUUGUCAGAAAAGAAAGAUCUCUUGAAACUAAAAGCAGAACUGGAUCAGAAGAGAGUAGAUCUGGAAAGACUGUCUGAGAAGAUGGACCAGGAAAAAUUGGUCUUGAAUCUGAUGAGAUAUGAAAACCAGAAACAAUGUGACCUAUUACAACAAGGUGAGCAAGAUAUAAAAGUGGAAAUAGACAAAUUAAAACUCACAAAGACUGAACUACUACAGAAGAAGGAACAUGUCGACAGUCUGUUGGAUGACGUACACCAAGAGAAAAGCAACAUUAAAGAUCUGACUCUUCAGGUUCACACACAGAGAAAGAAGCUUCAGAAUGUGACCAACAUGAUAUUCUUGAAGCAAAGAGAGCAAGAAGUAAAGGACAGUGACAUCAGGAUACAAAUUCAUGAACUAAAAACCCAGAAGAACAGUGUUUUGGAAGAAAGAGAAGAACUGGAUGUUUUGAGGAAGGAUCUCAAAAGUAAGAAUCUUGAGGUUGAAGCUGCCAUGAAAACCAUCAGUCAAGAGAAAGAAACCUUUAUUCAGAUGAAGGUUGAAGUAGAAAAAGAGAGAGAACUGCUUUUGAUUGAAAAGGAACAAAUGGGAGGACAAUGGUCUGACUUGAAAAAGAGAGAAAAGAAGCAAAUGGACACAAUGAAAUCCAUUGAAUCCCUGUUAAUAAGACAUCAAGAGCUUGAUGCCAGGAUGAGUCAAGACAUGAACCACAAAAUUAUCAGUUUGGAACAAAACAAGGAAGACAUCCUGAAACUGGUCAGUAUUCUAGAGGAAAAGCAAGAGGCUCUGGGUGUACAUAAAAUCAUUAUGAAGAGCUGCACUGAGAUGCUCGUGAUAGAAAGAGAAGGAUUGAAGAGUCUUAUGUCAGAAAUUGUCUUCCAGAGACAAGACAUGGAAAAUCAACUGAAGGAAGAGACCUUGUCGGGAAAGAAAGAUCUCUUGAAACUAAAAGCAGAACUUGAUGAUGAGAGAGAAGAUCUGGAAAGACUGUCUGAGAAGAUGGACCAAGAAAAAGUGGUCUUGAAUCUGAUGAGAUAUGAAAACCAGAAACAAUGUGAACUAUUACAACAAGAUGAGCAAGAUAUAAAAGAGGAUAUAGAAAAAUGUAAACUCACAAAGACUGAACUACAACAGAAGAAGGAACAUGUCGACAGUCUGUUGGAUGACGUAAACCAAGAGAAAAGCAACAUUAAAUAUCUGACUCUUAAGGUUCACAGACAGAGAAAGAAGCUUCAGAAUGUGACCAACAUGAUCGCCUUGAAGCAAAGAGAGCAAGAAGUAAAGGACAGUGACAUCAGGAUACAAAUUCAUGAACUAAAAACCCAGAAGAACAGUGUUUUGGAAGAAAGAGAAGAACUGGAUGUUUUGAGGAAGGAUCUCAACAGUAAGAAUCUUGAGGUUGAAGCUGCCAUGAAAACCAUCAGUCAAGAGAAAGAAACCUUUAUUCAGAUGAAGGUUGAAGUAGAAAAAGAGAGAGAACUGCUUUUGAUUAAAAAAGAAAGAAUGGAAAGACAAUGGUCUGAAUUGAAAAAGAGAGAAAACAAGCAAAUGGACACAAUGAAAUCCAUUGAAUCCCUGAGAAUAAGACAUCAAGAGCUUGAUGCCAGGAUGAGUCAAGACAUGAACCACAAAAUUAUCAGAUUGGAACAAAACAAGGAAGACAUCCUGAAACUGGUCAGUAUUCUAGAGGAAAAGCAAGAGGCUCUGGGUGUACAUAAAAUCAUUAUGAAGAGCUGCACUGAGAUGCUCGUGAGAAAAAGAGAAGAAUUGAGGAGUCUGAUGUCAGAAAUUGUCUUCCAGAGACAAGACAUGGAAAAUCAACUGAAGGCAGUGACCUUGUCAGAAAAGAAAGAUCUCUUGAAACUAAAAGCAGAACUGGAUCAGAAGAGAGUAGAUCUGGAAAGACUGUCUGAGAAGAUGGACCAGGAAAAAUUGGUCUUGAAUCUGAUGAGAUAUGAAAACCAGAAACAAUGUGACCUAUUACAACAAGGUGAGCAAGAUAUAAAAGUGGAAAUAGACAAAUUAAAACUCACAAAGACUGAACUACUACAGAAGAAGGAACAUGUCGACAGUCUGUUGGAUGACGUACACCAAGAGAAAAGCAACAUUAAAGAUCUGACUCUUCAGGUUCACACACAGAGAAAGAAGCUUCAGAAUGUGACCAACAUGAUAUUCUUGAAGCAAAGAGAGCAAGAAGUAAAGGACAGUGACAUCAGGAUACAAAUUCAUGAACUAAAAACCCAGAAGAACAGUGUUUUGGAAGAAAGAGAAGAACUGGAUGUUUUGAGGAAGGAUCUCAACAGUAAGAAUCUUGAGGUUGAAGCUGCCUUGAAAACCAUCAGGUUAGAGAAAGAAGACUUUAUUCAGAUGAAGGUUGAAGUAGAAAACGAGAGAGAACUGCUUUUGAUUGAAAAGGAACAAAAGGGAGGACAAUGGUCUGACUUAAAAAAGAGAGAAAACAAGCAAAUUGAUCAAGUGAAAUACAUUGAAUUCCUGAGAAUAAGAUAUCGAGAGCUUGAUGCCAGGAUGAGUCAAGAAAUGAACCACAAAAUUAUCAGAUUGGAACAAAACAAGGAAGACAUCUUGAAACUGGUCAGUAUUCUAGAGAAAAAGCAAAAGGCUCUGGGUGUACAUAAAAUCAAUAUGAAGAGCUGCACUGAGAUGCUUGUGAGAGAAAGAGAAGGAUUGAAGAGUCUGAUGUCAGAAAUUGUCUUCCAGAGACAAGACAUGGAAAAUCAACUGAAGGCAGAGACCUUGUCGGGAAAGAAAGAUCUCUUGAAACUAAAAGCAGAACUGGAUGAGAAGAGAGAAGAUCUGGAAAGACUGUCUGACAAGAUGGAACAGGAAAAAGUGGUCUUAAAUCUGAUGAGAUAUGAAAACCAGAAACAAAGUGACCUAUUACAACAAGGUGUGCAAGAUAUAAAAGAGGAAAUAGACAAAUUAAAACUCACAAAGACUGAACUACAACAGAAGAAGGAACAUGUCGACAGUCUGUUGGAUGACGUAAACCAAGAGAAAAGCAACAUUAAAGAUCUGACUCUUCAGGUUCACACACAGAGAAAGAAGCUUCAGAAUGUGACCAACAUGAUCGCCUUGAAGCAAAGAGAGCAAGACGUAAAGGACAGUGACAUCAGAAGACAAAUUCAUCAACUAAAAACCCAGAAGAACAGUGUUUUGGAAGAAAGAGAAGAACUGGAUGUUUUGAGGAAGGAUCUCAACAGUAAGAAUCUUGAGGUUGAAGCUGCCAUGAAAACCAUCAGUCAAGAGAAAGAAGACUUUAUUCAGAUGAAGGUUGAAGUAGAAAACGAGAGAGAACUGCUUUUGAUUGAAAAGGAACAAAUGGGAGGACAAUGGUCUGACUUGAAAAAGAGAGAAAACAAGCAAAUGGACACAAUGAAAUCCCUUGAAUCCCUGAGAAUAAGACAUCAAGAGCUUGAUGCCAGGAUGAGUCAAGACAUGAACCACAAAAUUAUCAGAUUGGAACAAAACAAGGAAGACAUCCUGAAACUGGUCAGUAUUCUAGAGGAAAAGCAAGAGGCUCUGGGUGUACAUACAAUCAUUAUGAAGAGCUGCACUGAGAUGCUCGUGAUAGAAAGAGAAGGAUUGAAGAGUCUUAUGUCAGAAAUUGUCUUCCAGAGACAAGACAUGGAAAAUCAACUGAAGGCAGAGACAUUGUCGGGAAAGAAAUAUCUCUUGAAACUAAAAGCAGAACUGGAUGAGAAGAGAGAAGAUCUGGAAAGACUGUCUGAAAAGAUGGAACAGGAAAAAGUGGUCUUGAAUCUGAUGAGAUAUGAAAACCAGAAACAAUGUGACCUAUUACAACAAGGUGAGCAAGAUAUAAAAGAGGAAAUAGACAAAUUAAAACUCACAAAGACUGAACUACAACAGAAGAAGGAACAUGUCUACAGUCUGUUGGAUGACGUAAACCAAGAGAAAAGCAACAUUAAAGAUCUGACUCUUCAGGUUCACACACAGAGAAAGAAGCUUCAGAAUGUGACCAACAUGAUCGCCUUGAAGCAAAGAGAGCAAGACGUAAAGGACAGUGACAUCAGGAGACAAAUUCAUGAACUAAAAACCCAGAAGAACAGUGUUUUGGAAGAAAGAGAAGAACUGGAUGUUUUGAGGAAGGAUCUCAACAGUAAGAAUCUUGAGGUUGAAGCUGCCUUGAAAACCAUCAGUCAAGAGAAAGAAACCUUUAUUCAGAUGAAGGUUGAAGUAGAAAAAGAGAGAGAACUGCUUUUGAUUGAAAAGGAACAAAUGGGAGGACAAUGGUCUGACUUGAAAAAGAGAGAAAACAAGCAAAUGGACACAGUGAAAUCCAUUGAAUCCCUGAGAAUAAGACAUCAAGAGCUUGAUGCCAGGAUGAGUCAAGACAUGAACCACAAAGUUAUCAGAUUGGAACAAAACAAGGAAGACAUCCUGAAACUGGUCAGUAUUCUAGAGGAAACGCAAGAGGCUCUGGGUGUACAUAAAAUCAAUAUGAAGAGCUGCAGUGAGAUGCUCGUGAGAGAAAGAGAAGGAUUGAAGAGUCUUAUGUCAGAAAUUGUCUUCCAGAGACAAGACAUGGAAAAUCAACUGAAGGCAGAGACCUUGUCGGGAAAGAAAGAUCUCUUGAAACUAAAAGCAGAACUGGAUGAGAAGAGAGAAGAUCUGGAAAGACUGUCUGAAAAGAUGGAACAGGAAAAAGUGGUCUUAAAUCUGAUGAGAUAUGAAAACCAGAAACAAAGUGACCUAUUACAACAAGGUGUGCAAGAUAUAAAAGAGGAAAUAGACAAAUUAAAACUCACAAAGACUGAACUACAACAGAAGAAGGAACAUGUCGACAGUCUGUUGGAUGACGUAAACCAAGAGAAAAGCAACAUUAAAGAUCUGACUCUUCAGGUUCACACACAGAGAAAGAAGCUUCAGAAUGUGACCAACAUGAUCGACUUGAAGCAAAGAGAGCAAGAAGGUAAGGACAGUGACAUCAGGAGACAAAUUCAUGAACUAAAAACCCAGAAGAACAGUGUUUUGGAAGAAAGAGAAGAACUGGAUGUUUUGAGGAAGGAUCUCAAAAGUAAGAAUCUUGAGGUUGAAGCUGCCAUGAAAACCAUCAGUCAAGAGAAAGAAACCUUUAUUCAGAUGAAGGUUGAAGUAGAAAAAGAGAGAGAACUGCUUUUGAUUGAAAAGGAACAAAUGGGAGGACAAUGGUCUGACUUGAAAAAGAGAGAAAAGAAGCAAAUGGACACAAUGAAAUCCAUUGAAUCCCUGUUAAUAAGACAUCAAGAGCUUGAUGCCAGGAUGAGUCAAGACAUGAACCACAAAAUUAUCAGUUUGGAACAAAACAAGGAAGACAUCCUGAAACUGGUCAGUAUUCUAGAGGAAAAGCAAGAGGCUCUGGGUGUACAUAAAAUCAUUAUGAAGAGCUGCACUGAGAUGCUCGUGAUAGAAAGAGAAGGAUUGAAGAGUCUUAUGUCAGAAAUUGUCUUCCAGAGACAAGACAUGGAAAAUCAACUGAAGGAAGAGACCUUGUCGGGAAAGAAAGAUCUCUUGAAACUAAAAGCAGAACUUGAUGAUGAGAGAGAAGAUCUGGAAAGACUGUCUGAGAAGAUGGACCAAGAAAAAGUGGUCUUGAAUCUGAUGAGAUAUGAAAACCAGAAACAAUGUGAACUAUUACAACAAGAUGAGCAAGAUAUAAAAGAGGAUAUAGAAAAAUGUAAACUCACAAAGACUGAACUACAACAGAAGAAGGAACAUGUCGACAGUCUGUUGGAUGACGUAAACCAAGAGAAAAGCAACAUUAAAUAUCUGACUCUUAAGGUUCACAGACAGAGAAAGAAGCUUCAGAAUGUGACCAACAUGAUCGCCUUGAAGCAAAGAGAGCAAGAAGUAAAGGACAGUGACAUCAGGAUACAAAUUCAUGAACUAAAAACCCAGAAGAACAGUGUUUUGGAAGAAAGAGAAGAACUGGAUGUUUUGAGGAAGGAUCUCAACAGUAAGAAUCUUGAGGUUGAAGCUGCCAUGAAAACCAUCAGUCAAGAGAAAGAAACCUUUAUUCAGAUGAAGGUUGAAGUAGAAAAAGAGAGAGAACUGCUUUUGAUUAAAAAAGAAAGAAUGGAAAGACAAUGGUCUGAAUUGAAAAAGAGAGAAAACAAGCAAAUGGACACAAUGAAAUCCAUUGAAUCCCUGAGAAUAAGACAUCAAGAGCUUGAUGCCAGGAUGAGUCAAGACAUGAACCACAAAAUUAUCAGAUUGGAACAAAACAAGGAAGACAUCCUGAAACUGGUCAGUAUUCUAGAGGAAAAGCAAGAGGCUCUGGGUGUACAUAAAAUCAUUAUGAAGAGCUGCACUGAGAUGCUCGUGAGAAAAAGAGAAGAAUUGAGGAGUCUGAUGUCAGAAAUUGUCUUCCAGAGACAAGACAUGGAAAAUCAACUGAAGGCAGUGACCUUGUCAGAAAAGAAAGAUCUCUUGAAACUAAAAGCAGAACUGGAUCAGAAGAGAGUAGAUCUGGAAAGACUGUCUGAGAAGAUGGACCAGGAAAAAUUGGUCUUGAAUCUGAUGAGAUAUGAAAACCAGAAACAAUGUGACCUAUUACAACAAGGUGAGCAAGAUAUAAAAGUGGAAAUAGACAAAUUAAAACUCACAAAGACUGAACUACUACAGAAGAAGGAACAUGUCGACAGUCUGUUGGAUGACGUACACCAAGAGAAAAGCAACAUUAAAGAUCUGACUCUUCAGGUUCACACACAGAGAAAGAAGCUUCAGAAUGUGACCAACAUGAUAUUCUUGAAGCAAAGAGAGCAAGAAGUAAAGGACAGUGACAUCAGGAUACAAAUUCAUGAACUAAAAACCCAGAAGAACAGUGUUUUGGAAGAAAGAGAAGAACUGGAUGUUUUGAGGAAGGAUCUCAACAGUAAGAAUCUUGAGGUUGAAGCUGCCUUGAAAACCAUCAGGUUAGAGAAAGAAGACUUUAUUCAGAUGAAGGUUGAAGUAGAAAACGAGAGAGAACUGCUUUUGAUUGAAAAGGAACAAAAGGGAGGACAAUGGUCUGACUUAAAAAAGAGAGAAAACAAGCAAAUUGAUCAAGUGAAAUACAUUGAAUUCCUGAGAAUAAGAUAUCGAGAGCUUGAUGCCAGGAUGAGUCAAGAAAUGAACCACAAAAUUAUCAGAUUGGAACAAAACAAGGAAGACAUCUUGAAACUGGUCAGUAUUCUAGAGAAAAAGCAAAAGGCUCUGGGUGUACAUAAAAUCAAUAUGAAGAGCUGCACUGAGAUGCUUGUGAGAGAAAGAGAAGGAUUGAAGAGUCUGAUGUCAGAAAUGGUCUUCCAGAGGCAAGACAUGGAAAAUCAACUGAAGGCAGAGACCUCGUCGGAAAAGAAAGAUCUCUUGAAACUAAAAGCAGAACUUGAUGCGGAUAGAGAAGAUCUGGAAAGACUGUCUGAGAAGAUCGACCAAGAAAAACUGGUCUUGAAUCUGAUGAGAUAUGAAAACCUGAAACAAUGUGAACUAUUACAACAAGAUGAGCAAGAUAUAAAAGAGGAUAUAGAAAAAUGUAAACUCACAAAGACUGAACUACUACAGAAGAAGGAACAUGUCGAAAGUCUGUUGGAUGACGUAAACCAAGAGAAAAGCAACAUUAAAGAUCUGACUCUUCAGGUUCACAGACAGAGAAAGAAGCUUCAGAAUGUGACCAACAUGAUCGCCUUGAAGCAAAGAGAGCAAGAAGUAAAGGACUGUGACAUCAGGAGACAAAUUCAUGAACUAAAAACCCAGAAGAACAGUGUUUUGGAAGAAAGAGAAGAACUGGAUGUUUUGAGGAUGGAUCUCAACAAUAAGAAUCUUGAGGUUGAAGCUGCCAUGAAAACCAUCAGUCAAGAGAAAGAAGACUUUAUUCAGAUGAAGGUUGAAUUAGAAAAAGAGAGAGAACUGCUUUUGAUUGAAAAGGAAAUAAUGGAAGGACAUUGGUCUGACUUGAAAAAGAGAGAAAACAAGCAAAUGGAUACAAUGAAAUCCAUUGAAUCCCUGAGAAUAAGACUUCAAGAGCUUGAUGCCAGGAUGAGUCAAGACAUGAACCACAAAAUCAUCAGAUUGGAACAAUACAAGGAAGACAUCCUGAAACUGGUCAGUAUUCUAGAGGAAAAGCAAGAUGCUCUGGAUGUACAUAAAAUCAAUAUGAAGAGCUGCAGUGAGAUGCUUGUGAGAGAAAGAGAAGGAUUGAAGAGUCUGAUGUCAGAAAUUGUCGUCCAGAGGCAAGACAUGGAAAAUCAACUGAGGCCAGAGACUUCGUCGAAAAAGAAAGAUCUCUUGAAACUAAAAGCAGAACUGAUUAAGAAGAGAGAAGAUCUGGAAAGACCUUCUGAGAAGAUGGACCAAGAAAAACUGGUUUUGAAUCUAAUGAGAUCUGAACUCCAUAAACAUAAAAAUAUAACAUCUGGUUUUCAUGAUUUGAUACAUAGAGAGAUAAAACAUGAGGGGACAGUAAAGUUUGACAAGGCGGUACAAACUGAGGCCUUACCAAAAGAAUCACUGCAAGAGCACGAUGUCAAGAAACAGGAUUUUAAGAAACAUAAAGACUUUGAAUAUGACUCUGACCUGCACUCAGAUGUCAUGAUCCAGACUGAAGAAUUUAAACAUCAGUGGAAGUUGCCAGGAGAUAAAGUGGAUAUUGAACGAGAACGUAAACACUUGUUAACCAAGAGGAAAUGUCUGCUAAUGGUUAUGGAAGAAAUGGAAAAUGAACAGAAACACAAGCUUGCAACAUUGUUCAAGCUGGAAACAGAGCAAAAUUAUUUUACAGCUGAGAAAAUGUCAAAAAGUGAUUGUUUGCAAAAGAUCUGGAAGAGUACUACAUUACAACGUAAGGAGAUUGAUAGUAUGAAAUCCAGGGGUCAUGAAAUAAGAAAUAAUCUGGAGAAAAGACUAAAGAUUAUCAAUCAGUUUGUUAAAAGAACAUGUUACAGGGAGCUACAGGAUAAGACAAAACUGGGAGAAAGACUAAGUAAGAACACAAAAUCUGAAAGGGACGGGGCGAGAGACAGCAAAAUACUGAAUGAAAAAUAUUCAGAGCUCAAACAACUUAAGUUUCGGAUGCUGAGCGAAAUUGACAAACUCCUCACGAAAGAAACAGAGAAUAGGACACAGAAGACUUGUGACAAAGCUAAUCAAACAUUACAGUUGGAUAUAACCAUGGGAAAUGAAGGUUCUACCAAAACACAACAAGAGCAAAUGAUGCAAACAGAAGCCUCUUCAGAAACAUCCAGUGGACUCCUCAGUCAGCUCCGGCAUUACUGCUGUCACUGCUGCCCCUGUUGUGCCUGCUGUACGCAAGGGAGCACAUAUCAGAGAUGAGUGACAGGUUCAUGUCUCUGCAGUUUUUAAUUUGAAUGUUUUAAUGUUCUGGCAGGAAUCUAAAGUACCUUUCAGCACGUUUGCACUUAAAAUAUAAAGAUAACACCUGGACAUUUAGAAACAGCUUGUGUUUUAGCUCGUUGGGCCUGAAUCACAGUACCAGGCAAGGGUUCGGAUGGGACAGUCUAGAUACCUGAAAACUGAAAAUUAAUUAUGUUUGGUUCGUAUUAGCUUAAGUGAACUAUUUAAUGACUUUUACACCAUAUUUCUUUGUAUGUUUUUCUAACAUAACAGCAUAAGAUGUAUUAGUGUCAUAAGAAUGUUUUGAAGUAUAAUGUAUUAGAUGUAAGAAUACUAACAGUUAUCAUUUAAAAUACUUGAGAUCUGCCUCUGUCAAGUAACGUUUUAUUCGCUGGUUUGUUUUUCUUGCUCUUCGUUUAAAGUAAUGAAAGUUUUGGUGAAAUUAUUUAUUUGUUAAAUCAUUUAUGUGUUAAAGCAAACCGCAUUUCUAAUAAAAUCUUCCACA